ACCCCCCUGCCACCGCGUUACUCGGCUCACACACCUCUCUGAGACCAACCAGCCAUGAGCAAGUGGUGGUGCAUCGCCUCCCUCGUACUGUGCCUCGCCGUGGUGGCGGCGGGCAGGGGUAUGCCUGCCGGCGACGACUGCGAUAUUGUCGUUAAUGCGGCCGGUCGUAACAAUCAAGACGGUGAUGGUUUCGAUGAAGCCAAGACUGCCUUUGCUGGGAGCACUGGUGGUGACGGCGGGCUCUUCGGUGGUGCCAUCAACGGUGGCCCGCUCGGCGGGGGCAUCGCCGGCUUUGGCCCUCACGGCGGGUUUGGGGCUGGCGCCGGGCCGUUCGGUGGUUUCGGCGGCGGCUUCGGCGCUGGUAGCGGAGGUGGAGGAGGGGGAGGCGGAGGCGGCGUGAUACCUUGAGGUGGCCGGUACACGAGCGCGUAUGUGAACGUCGUAGUAGCUGAAUGUGUGUCCCUGCUUUCAAUUACAUGUAUCUGUUAGUGUAAUAAGAAGUCCUUGGAUUAGCUGCGUGAGCAUGCAUGUAUGGCUCGUACGUGUCACAAAGUCAUUGGCCACAGCGUGUGCA
Molecule: messenger RNA, 574 nt
Organism: Triticum aestivum (bread wheat)
Lineage: Eukaryota; Viridiplantae; Streptophyta; Magnoliopsida; Poales; Poaceae
Product: glycine-rich protein 5
Exons: 1
Coding region: 55-408 (117 amino acids)
Source: RefSeq, a predicted model, not a curated record